This is a messenger RNA of Ricinus communis (castor bean), 1668 nucleotides long. RefSeq lists its product as uncharacterized. The record is from RefSeq and is marked provisional. The coding region runs from base 1 to 1668 and encodes 555 amino acids. NCBI's taxonomy places the organism in Eukaryota, Viridiplantae, Streptophyta, Magnoliopsida, Malpighiales, Euphorbiaceae. The transcript is spliced from 5 exons. Gene Ontology annotation, biological process: lipid metabolic process. Gene Ontology annotation, molecular function: triacylglycerol lipase activity.
AUGGCUACUAGCAUUAGAAAAUCUGGAGACAGUGCCAUGAAUAGUGAUGACGGUGAUCAUGAAAAUGGGAGUGAAGAAGUUGAUGAAAAUGAAGGAUCCAGGUACCUUAUAGUGAAGCCAGAGAAGGGAGGAUUGAAGGACUUGUGGAGGUACAUGGCGUGGAGUGAUAUAGGGAGAGGAUUGAGAUUCUUGGAAAGCUCAGAGGAUGGCGUAAUGAAUGGAGAAGCAGCUGAUCACAGGUGGGUUAUAUUGGUUUCUAUUAUCUUUCGCAAAAUUCUUCAUGUUUUUGGCAAGCCAAUGGAAUAUACUGGUUAUAUAGUUGAUUUCUUCCUCAACACCCUCUCUGAAAAUGGUGGCCUCUUUGGCCUAUUCUGGAACUUUAUCCAAGGAAAAGUAGUUAUACCGCAGAGAGGCACAGACACUUUUAUAAGCACAAUUGGACACUUGGAUGGGCGAAUAGACCUGUACAAGGCUGAAAACUUGCUGGAACAAAUAGAUGAUUGUAAUCCUGUAGAAGAAAACAUCAAACCGAAAAUGGGGCAUCGAGCUCUCAUGGAUCUUUGCAUAAUGGCUUCCAAGUUAGCAUAUGAGAAUGCCAAAGUGGUUCAAAAUGUUGUUGUGCAUCACUGGAAGAUGCAUUUUGUGGACUUCUAUGACUGCUGGAAUGAUUUCCAAAAGGAAAACUCCACCCAAGUGUUCAUAAUCUGUGACAAGCCCAGUGAUGCAGAUUUGAUACUGAUAAGCUUUAGGGGCACAGAGCCUUUUGAUGCUGAUGACUGGAGUACUGAUGUUGAUUAUUCUUGGUAUGAGGUCCCAAAAUUGGGAAAAGUUCAUAUGGGAUUCUUAGAAGCAUUAGGUUUAGGCAAUAGAGUCAACACAGUCACCUUCCAUCAUCAGCUUCAACAGAAUAACAUGAAUCCCAACAGUGCAAAUGGUAUUGAUUCAGAAAGUGCGGAUUCAAUAUCCUCAAAUGUUGAUUCAGACAACGAACAUAGCAUCUGGGAUCAAUCUUCUGUCUCCAAUGUGCCUAAUAUUCCACCUGAUAUGGUAAAGAAAAGUGCAUACUAUGCUGUGAGAAAGAUGCUUAAGAGCUUACUAAGAAAGCACAAGAAUGCAGAAUUUGUAGCUACUGGACAUAGCUUAGGCGGAGCACUUGCUAUACUUUUCCCAACUGUCUUAGUGCUGCAUGAGGAGAUGGAGAUGAUGCAACGGUUACUUGGUGUAUACACAUUUGGGCAGCCAAGAAUUGGAGAUAUGCAACUAGGAAAAUUCAUGCAAGCCCAUUUGGAGCUCCCAUUUCCUAAAUACUUCAGGAUAGUUUACUGCAAUGACCUUGUUCCAAGGUUGCCUUAUGACGAUAAAACCUUCCUGUAUAAGCAUUUUGGAAUUUGCCUUUACUAUGACAGCUUCUACAAUGAGCAGAAGCUGGACGAGGAGCCAGACAAGAAUUUUUUUGGGUUGAGAUAUGUAAUUCCACUGCACCUAAAUGCUGUAUGGGAGUUAAUCAGAAGUCUGAUGAUGGGGUAUAUUUAUGGGCCAGAAUACAGAGAGGGAUGGCUGUCCAUAUUGUUCAGGGUAUUGGGACUGGCACUUCCAGGUAUUGCUGACCAUUGUCCUACAGAUUAUGUCAACUCAGUAAGGCUUGGAAGAGAAACCUCUUCUCCCUGA